AGCGCAAACCCUUGCCUGUUUAGACAGGCAGACGGAGAAGCCGCUGACGACCGGCCGCCUUCGCGCGCUUGCGCGCAGUUUCACCAGGAGCUGUCCGGUGCUGUAAUGAGUCUGGGGAGGCUGUCAUUCCGACACUAGACGCUCUGUAGAACAUACCAACACUCCAUUAUUGAUAUAUAUUUUUAUUGUGUCUUUGUAAGUAUUCCUUAUUAAUGGAAGACAACUGUUUGGUUAUCUUUUACUGUACCUCCAGGAUAUUUCUAAUCUGAACUAAAAUACAUGGCUUUUAUACCUAAUGACCCAAUAUCAUAGCAUAUAAGUAACCUACCUAUCCUGCGUUACUGUACUCUGGAAUCAUUGUUUCACCAAACUAAAUAAUGAUCCCAAUGGACUGGGUAGCUCUUGCGUGCUUUUUGCUGCGGGUGAAAACAUCUGCUGUGGGCAGAAAUAAAGAUAUGCUGCCGUUUGGACCUUGCGCUUGACUUCGCUCAUGGAAGAAGAAAGAGUGGUGUGAAAAUAAUCACAAGAACCAAGAGGAAUGACUUGCCCUUCUGUCAAACUCCUCACAGCCUUAUUUAUAUGUUUACUAGAGAUCAACAACUUCAGGAUGGUAGAUGCCAAAGAGGCUGACUCCAGAGCGUCAGGGAGAGGAGCUUUCUCAUUCACCAUGUCUCCCUCUGAUUUCCUGGACAAACUAAUGGGAAAAACAUCAGGAUAUGAUGCUCGAAUUAGACCAAACUUCAAAGGUCCCCCAGUAAAUGUCACGUGCAAUAUCUUCAUCAACAGCUUUGGCUCUGUAACUGAGACUACCAUGGACUACAGGGUCAACAUCUUCCUGCGGCAGCAGUGGAACGACCCGCGCCUGGCCUACAGCGAGUACCCAGACGAUUCUCUGGACCUGGACCCCUCCAUGCUGGACUCCAUCUGGAAACCCGACCUGUUCUUUGCCAAUGAGAAAGGAGCCAACUUCCAUGAUGUCACUACAGACAACAAGCUGCUGAGAAUCUUCAAGGAUGGAAAUGUGCUGUACAGCAUCCGCCUGACGUUAACCCUGUCUUGUCCGAUGGACUUGAAGAACUUCCCAAUGGACGUGCAGACGUGUACCAUGCAGUUGGAGAGCUUCGGCUACACAAUGAAUGAUUUGAUCUUCGAGUGGCUCCAGGAGGGUCCCCUGCAGGUGGCAGAGGGUCUCACCUUGCCGCAGUUCAUCCUGAGGGAUGAGAAGGAGCUUGGGUAUUGCACCAAGCACUACAACACAGGCAAGUUCACCUGCAUCGAGGUGAAGUUCCACCUGGAGAGGCAGAUGGGCUACUACCUGAUCCAGAUGUACAUCCCCAGCCUGCUCAUCGUCAUCCUGUCUUGGGUGUCCUUCUGGAUCAACAUGGAUGCCGCGCCAGCCCGGGUGGCAUUGGGCAUCACCACAGUGCUCACCAUGACGACGCAGAGCUCAGGCUCUCGUGCCUCCCUGCCCAAGGUGUCCUACGUGAAGGCCAUCGACAUUUGGAUGGCCGUCUGUCUGCUCUUUGUGUUCGCUGCUCUCUUGGAGUAUGCGGGGGUUAACUUUGUCUCCCGGCAACAGAAGGAGUUCCUACGUUUGAGACGGACCCAGCGGCGCAGUCACAAGCAGGAUGAUGACAUGGGGGACAGUCAUCUCAGCUUUUCUAGUUAUGGCAUGGGCCACUGUCUCCAGAUAAAGGAUGGUACGGCAAUGAAGACACCCCCAUCAAACCAACUGGCCCCAGCAAGGACACCCAAAGACAAAGACAGCAUGAGGAGAAAGUUUGUAGAUCGGGCCAAGAGGAUCGACACCAUAUCCAGGGCCGCAUUUCCCCUGGCCUUCCUCAUUUUCAACAUCUUCUACUGGAUCACAUACAAGAUCAUCAGACAUGAGAUCAUUCGCAAAGAGUAGCUGAGCCGUAGCUGGGUGGGACAUGCCAACCUGCCAAGCAGACAUACAGAAUAACAUUCCAUGCCAACCUGCCAAGCAGACAUACAGAAUAACGUUCCAUGCGUGUCUUCAUCACCCAUCUUCUAUUGCUGGGACAUUUAAGGGUGAAGAACACAUUUAACACAUCAUGGUGUUGGUUUUCUGCAAUGGGUUGGCACUGCAUCCUGGGUUAUUCCCUGUCUUGCACCUGUAGCUUCCAUGACAGGAUCUCGACCCCAUGGCCCUGCAUGGGACAAGCAAACAUAAUGGAUGGAUGAUGUUUUUUUUGUUUUUUUUUUUUGGAGGGAGAGAUCCAUAAAAAGGACAAAUCUACUACAGCUCUACAUACAGAUGUUGUGAUUAUCUGAGGACAUUUUUCCUCUGUGUGGCACUAUUCAAAAUUUUUAGACAAGGUAAUGUAAAAAACAGACCGAGCUCCCUGAAAUGAUGCUGCCUUUACAUUUCUGAGGAUUUCUCUGGCUGAGAAAUUCAGUGACUGAUUUAAAAGGAAGAUUUUUCAGGUACUUUACGGAAGGAAACUUUCAUACAAAAAAACGUAAAAUAUAUUUAAUUUCUGAGAAAAUGUAAGAAUUCCUAACCGUGGACUACCACUUUGUUAUUAAAUUAACCUAGGAAAAUUCACAUGUGCAAAA
This is a messenger RNA of Paramormyrops kingsleyae, 2580 nucleotides long. Its product is annotated as glycine receptor, alpha 2. Gene Ontology annotation, cellular component: plasma membrane. The record is from RefSeq and is a predicted model, not a curated record. Gene Ontology annotation, molecular function: transmembrane signaling receptor activity; glycine binding; transmitter-gated monoatomic ion channel activity. Lineage: Eukaryota; Metazoa; Chordata; Actinopteri; Osteoglossiformes; Mormyridae. Gene Ontology annotation, biological process: monoatomic ion transmembrane transport.